UACACACACUGGCGCAGAAGGCGACUUCCAAUACGAAGAACCCCAAGUGAUAAACUCCCCGAAGAGACAAAACAAAGUAUAUUAAUGCUUUAUCACUGUUUUUCCGCGUAGUAUAUCGACUGACAUCGGCCAAAUACAAAGUGCGAACUCCGUUUGUCGUCAAAGUAUCUGUGAUUUUAAUUUAGAAGAAAAAAAGAAAACAAGGACAUCAUGAAGACCUUUUUGCUAAUCGUCGCUACUGUUUUGGCUGUAUGCUCUUCAGCCUUUGCCACACAAUGUAACGUGAACCCGGUGACCAUCCCCAAGCAAUGGAUCACCAUGUCGCAGGGCUGUCGCGGCGCCGUACGCAAGCAGGUACAGAUGGAGGUGGCCGCCUCCGUACAGUACCUCGCCAUGGCCGCGCACUUCUCCAAGGACUCUGUGAACCGUCCCGGCUUCGCGAAGCUGUUCUUCGAGGCAAGUUCCGAGGAGCGCGAGCACGCGCUGAAGCUCAUCGAGUACUUGCUCAUGAGGGGAGAGCUCACCACCAACGUCACCUCCUUGAUCACCAUCAGGGCCCCGGAGCACAAGUACUGGUCGUCUGGCCAGGCCGCGCUGGAGGAGGCGCUCAAGAUGGAGACGGAGGUCACGAAGGCCAUCAGGAAUGUGAUCGUCAAGUGCGAACAGGACCGGGAGGACAACGACAACAAUGACUAUCAUCUUGUCGACUACCUCACUGGAGAAUUCCUGGAAGAGCAAUACAAGGGACAACGCGACAUCGCGGGCAAGGCCUCCACACUCAAGAAGAUGAUGGACCGCCACUCCGCUCUCGGAGAGUUCAUCUUCGACAAGAAACUCCUUGGCAUGGACAUCUAAGAAGGACCAGAGUCCACGCCCUUUUAUUGUAGUUAAAAAAAAAAUAUACGUCACUUUUGUUAUUAUCGUUUUAAAAAUAAAACAUUCUUUUUUCAAAUUAAUUUUCUUUAGUUAUCAUAACCAUAGAGAUGUUAAGCAAAGAUAGUGCACUUAAAAAUCGAGUAAAUCAAUAGGAAAUACAAUCGCCGAACUUUGUCUGUCCUGUUGAAAAAAUUAAAUCAAGCAAUCAAUAAAUCAUUAGGCUGUAUAAUCAACGAUCUUUGUCUGUUUGUAGGAAAAAAAAAAUACAAUAUAACUCUCUUAAUCUCAUCUUUAUCGUAAAUAAAAAACUGUUAGAAAUCUUUCUUUUUCAAACUUAAAUUUGUAAAAAUAACUAAGUUCUUGUGAUAGAAAUAAAGUUUUUAUUUGAAAAUAUGUUUUAACAGUACAAAUAUUUUUCGUAUAUUUCAUUUUUUUAUUACCAUAAUUACAAAAGUCAAUAGUAAUUUAGGCCUUGUCUAGGUGUAUGUAAAAUUGUAGAAUAGCUGUAAGUAUAUUUAAAUUACAAUUAUUAAUAUUUUUUAUGCUGAAAACGAGGAAUAACUAUCCUCCGAACAAUAUGUUAGAUUUUUUUUUGUUUUGAUUACAAAUAUUUUAUGUCUAAUAAAUGCCCGCCAUGUUUUGUUUAGUUUUGCCAAUAGUGGUACACGUUUUUGGAAAUAAAAUCAUACCUGCGUCAC
Messenger RNA from Bicyclus anynana (squinting bush brown), 1574 nucleotides. It is a transcript of the gene Fer1HCH, whose product is annotated as ferritin subunit. Bases 211 to 855 code for a protein of 214 amino acids. The transcript is spliced from 6 exons. Lineage: Eukaryota; Metazoa; Arthropoda; Insecta; Lepidoptera; Nymphalidae. Gene Ontology annotation, biological process: iron ion transport; intracellular iron ion homeostasis. Gene Ontology annotation, molecular function: ferric iron binding; ferrous iron binding. The record is from RefSeq and is a predicted model, not a curated record. Gene Ontology annotation, cellular component: cytoplasm.